AUGCAGUUGGGACAACUGCGGGAAGAGGUUUGCGAGAUCAGACGAGCUGGCCAGGCAUACGCGGACACACACGGGCGAGAAGAACUUUGCCUGUCCAGUCUGCAAUAA
Messenger RNA from Acanthoscelides obtectus, 108 nucleotides. The record is from the annotation of a GenBank genome assembly. Lineage: Eukaryota; Metazoa; Arthropoda; Insecta; Coleoptera; Chrysomelidae.